This is a messenger RNA of Engraulis encrasicolus (European anchovy), 3246 nucleotides long. RefSeq lists its product as uncharacterized. The transcript is spliced from 8 exons. Gene Ontology annotation, molecular function: NAD+ binding; histone deacetylase activity, NAD-dependent. NCBI's taxonomy places the organism in Eukaryota, Metazoa, Chordata, Actinopteri, Clupeiformes, Engraulidae. Gene Ontology annotation, cellular component: nucleus. The coding region runs from base 240 to 1598 and encodes 452 amino acids. The record is from RefSeq and is a predicted model, not a curated record.
CAACAUGUUGACUUGUAACAAGCUAGCACAGAAACUGAUUCAAAGUAGGCAUACCUUCACAUCAACUAGUGUUCGUAUGUGUGUAGAAAUGCGACAAUGUUUGUCGAAAAGGCCUCUUAAUUCAGUAGGCUAUUUGAUGUAGCCUUACAACAGACUAUAGCCUAACUGUCUCGCUGAAUCCUCGCCAGUGCACUAAUCAACAUCCAGGUCUCUGAAGUAGUUUCAGGUGGCGCUGAGUCAUGAGCAAGGCCAAGUCAUCCAGGGACAAGAGAGCCACCCAGGCUGCGCUCAGCAGGGUCACCCGCAGCUCCUCCACCCAAUCCAGGCAGACAGAUCUACUCUGGCCCCAGACCUCAGGCCCACAGGCCCAACCCAGCACCAAGCCAUUGGAAUCGGCCAUUGUUCAGGAUCUCAGUCUGAUGAGUGUCAGUGAACAGCAGGCUUCAGCAUCACGCCGAAGCAGGCCACCAAAGACGGGCACCAGUGGCACAGCGGCAGCCCCCUUUCCUGUUUCCAAACCCCUCGCCUCCCCCUCGGUCCAGGCUUCUGUCCCCAAGGGUGGCGUGGGGACCAUCGGCCGGCUCAUCAAACUGGGCCGACUGAAGAACAUCGUGGUGGUGGCAGGGGCUGGCAUUAGCACCGCCAGCGGCAUCCCAGACUUCAGGACACCAGGGACUGGCCUGUAUGCUAACCUGGAGCGCUACAACAUCCCUUACCCAGAAGCCAUCUUCAACAUAGACUACUUCUCCAACGACCCGCGACCCUUCUUUUCAUUGGCCAAGGACCUGUACCCUGGCAACCGUCGUCCCAACUACGCACACUACUUCAUCCGCAUGCUGCACCAGAAGGGCCUGCUGCUGCGCAUGUACACACAGAACAUCGACGGGCUGGAACGCAUGUGUGGGAUUCCUGCAGAGAAGCUAGUGGAGGCCCAUGGGAGUUUCGACACAGCGUCCUGCCAUCUGUGCUACACGCCGUACCCAGCAGAGGAGGCCAAGUCGGCCAUCCUGAGUGGCGUCAUCCCCACGUGUUCCUUCUGCCAAGCCACAGUGAAGCCAGACGUGGUCUUCUUUGGAGAGGACCUGCCUCAGACGUACUUCCAGCACACCACUGACUUCCCCAAAGCUGACUUGCUCUUGAUCAUGGGCACCUCUCUACAGAUUGAGCCGUUUGCCAGCCUGGUGAACACGGUGCGGCCCACAGUGCCGCGGCUGCUGCUGAAUCGUGUCGCAGUGGGGCCAUUCGAGCGCAAGCCGCUGCGGCGCGGGGACCACAUGGAACUGGGGGAUCUGAGCGAGUCAGUCCGCAAGCUCACCCAGAUCCUGGGAUGGCACCAGGACAUCCAGGAGCUCAUGUGGAGCCACGAGAACCGGUGUACUCCUCAACAAGUGGCCAUGGCAAUGGACCAUCAGCAGCAGACCUUCCCGGGCCAGGGGAGAGCCGCAGCAGAGGUGUCCGUGUCCCAUGCAUCCCGGUGGGCCAAGCCUUCCAGCCUGGGGGCCUCAGGGGCCGGAUCUGGGGCCCGCUCUGGCAGUGAAGAGUCAGACGGCUCCGAGUCGGACAGCAUGAGUACAGAGUCCUCCGGGCCUAUUAGUUAACACAUAACCACACACACACACACACACACACACACACACACACACACACACACACACACACACACACACACACACACACACACACACACACACACGCAAGCAAGCACUCUCACUUUCUUACAUACAGGCCCAUACUUGCACAAGCUCUUGCUUUCACAUAUGCACGCAUGGACACACAAAGCCAUUUUCGCAGUCAGACAGUACAGGUAUAUGAAACAUAAGCAUGUUAUAAGGAGAAUAAUGUCAUGCUUGGAAGGUUAACAGCUGCGUAGCACUUAGUAGGCUAUUUGUCCAAAUUGAGCGAUUUUAGUGUAUAUAUUUUUUAUUAUUGUGGUGUCUGAGCUAGGCUAAGCCUGUGUGAAAGGUAGACCCUUGCAUGUGUUUGCCAAGCCGAUGCAAUAAAGCCCCACAUCCAUCCUCCACACAGAAGGCAACAUUUCUGUUGGUGUGUGGCCAGUUCUCCUCCUAUGAGACAGUGGGGAGGUGCGUGCGUGCGAGCGAGAGAAUUUGUGUGGGACAGUUUGGCUGGGGGAGAAGUAGUGAAACUGGGCAGACCACUCUAAAUUAGUAUGGGAGGCAAGAGGGGUGUGUGUGCGUGCGUGUGUGCGUGUGCACGGGCACGGAGAGGGUGGAGGGGCUCCCUCAUGCCAAUAUAUGUCUCUGCAGCGCAACAAAGAACCCCAAUAUCCUGUUGUGUGUGUGUGGAGAGAGGGUUUUCUUUACAUGGAUUGCCAUUCAAAACUGCAGUUAUUCGAUUUUGCACAGCCUUGUGUGUAUGUUGUGCUCUGUGGAGUUGUUGAGGUGAAAGGCACACUAGCUAUGUUGUGUAUUGCAAUGCCUAACUGUCAUGAAUGGAAAACCGGACAAUUUUUCCAAAACGCCUCAUAAGACAGGGCAUUGCCUGAGGUUCACACUGCAUGUCUGCUUUUAUGGUCGAGCUGCUUAAUUCACUGAAAAAACUGUCUUUAUAAUGUUUGUUAAGUGUUUAAAGUUGUAAUAGGGUUUUUUGUGUAGAAAUAUAGGUGUAUUUCAAUGUUUUGUAUUUGUAUUAGUUAUACUGAUUAAAAAGUAGCAAUAAAGAUUGAACAGAAAUAAUGUGAACAUUUUUUCUAUGCGUAACAUUCGACACAUGAACUUUCUUUACUUCUAAGCCCUGCAAGUAAAAAGUGUUCAUUGUUAAUUAUUUUGGGACAUCAACUGUGCAUACCUGUAAGAAAACAAGACAUGACGCUGCAAUAUCAUGCUUUUGAUAGUGGAGCCAUUUAAAAUAAUGGGCAUUAUUUCACAAAUGAUUACUCAUUUCUAAUUACAUAUGAGCACUACUAGCAUGGUGAGAAAUUGAAUUAAGAAUGAGGUUGGUGUUGCAACUCCACUUGCCUGCCAAAGUGCAGCAACUUGGGACAACAGUAGUCUGACAUCAUCGAGGCUGACUAUGGCUGGUAAUCCCUGCCUGCGAGUUAUCAGGGGAUUGUGGACCCAUUUCCUUGCCAGAAUUCAGAUGUGUGGAAGUUACCCUACGUGUGAAAUGCACUACUAUAUUUUAUGGAAAAACAAUAGCAAAACAAAAUGGGAACCAUUGCAUUAUCUCAAAGCAGGGUGUAAGAGCAGGUUUCUUUCACACACAAAAAGCACACAAAAACGUCACAGA